CUGCUUCAGAGCUGAGUCACUUCCCCCCUCUCUUUCUCUCUCUCUCUCUCGCUCGCUCGCUCAGCCACAAUGCUUUCAGGGGACAUUCCUCCAAAUCAAUCCAUUUACAUCAAGAAUCUCAACGAAAAGGUUAAGAAAGAAGAAUUGAAAAGAUCUCUCUAUUGCUUAUUUUCUCAAUAUGGAAGGAUUUUGGAUGUUGUUGCCUUGAAGACGCCUAAGCUUCGAGGACAAGCAUGGGUUGUGUUUAGUGAAGUUACAGCUGCCAGUAAUGCAGUUCGACAAAUGCAAAACUUUCCUUUUUAUGAUAAGCCUAUGCGGGUACAAUAUGCCAAAACAAAGUCAGAUUGUGUUGCUAAAGCUGAUGGAACCUUUGUUCCGAGAGAAAAGAAAAAGAAGCAAGAAGAAAAAGCUGAAAAGAAACGACGUGCUGAAGAAGCACAGCAAUCUGCUAAUGCUAAUGGUAGAAAUGCUGAAACUAAUGGUGGCCCAACUCCCCCCUUCCGACAAGGAAACCAGGGCGCACGAGAACCUGAGGCAGCCCCAAACAACAUACUUUUUAUUCAGAAUUUGCCCCACCAGACAACAAGUAUGAUGCUGCAAGUGCUCUUCCAACAAUACCCGGGUUUCAGGGAAGUCCGAAUGAUUGAAGCAAAGCCAGGCAUUGCCUUUGUAGAAUUUGAGGAUGAUGUGCAGUCCAGUAUGGCCAUGGAGGCACUUCAGGGCUUCAAAAUCACUCCUCAGAACCCCAUGGCCAUAGCUUAUGCCAAGAAGUAACUAGCGUUUUCCUUGGUUGCAGAGGAAAUGUAAUAGUUUCAGAGAUUUUGAUGCAUGUUAUAAUCAUGUAGAUGUUUGGGAAAACUAGUUGUAGAAGCUGUAUCCAUUUGUUUGAUUUUCACAUUGAAGUAACAGAACAGGAAAUGCAAUGAGAAAGAAACGUACGUUUCAUUAUUGAAACUUUCACCAA
Vitis riparia (riverbank grape) is the source of this 964-nucleotide messenger RNA. RefSeq names its product U2 small nuclear ribonucleoprotein B'' 2-like. The coding region runs from base 70 to 774 and encodes 234 amino acids. Gene Ontology annotation, molecular function: RNA binding. NCBI's taxonomy places the organism in Eukaryota, Viridiplantae, Streptophyta, Magnoliopsida, Vitales, Vitaceae. The transcript has 5 exons. The record is from RefSeq and is a predicted model, not a curated record.